AUGUCUGCUGCUAUCCGGUACGUUCCAGCUGCAAAAUAUCCUGCUGCUGGGAUCUUAAUUCUGCAAUGUCGUGUCAAGCCUGGCGCGAGCAGAGUGCGCGACGGCGUUGUAGCUGUUACCGACGGCGCUGUUGAGAUUUGCGUUGCAGCGCACGCACGCGAUGGAGAAGCAAAUAAGGCUGUUGUUCAGGUGCUAUCUCAGGUAACUACAUCUUGCUCCUUGCCAAUUUCCCUUGAGAGACAUGAGUGGCACCUGACAGUUAAGAUUCUUGGGGUUCCGAAGUCCAGUGUAAGUGUCACCCGCGGCACAAGGUCUCGGGACAAAACUCUUUCUGUAACUGGGAUGCUGGAGACUGGUACAGAAUAUGGUCAAGUUUUGGACCGCGUGUUCAAACUACUGUCUAAUGCGGCAGCAUAG
Messenger RNA from Sporothrix schenckii 1099-18, 417 nucleotides. Its product is annotated as yggU family protein. Lineage: Eukaryota; Fungi; Ascomycota; Sordariomycetes; Ophiostomatales; Ophiostomataceae. The record is from RefSeq and is a predicted model, not a curated record. The coding region runs from base 1 to 417 and encodes 138 amino acids. Gene Ontology annotation, cellular component: cytoplasm. The transcript has a single exon.